Fragaria vesca subsp. vesca is the source of this 1426-nucleotide messenger RNA. RefSeq names its product mitochondrial inner membrane protease subunit 2-like. NCBI's taxonomy places the organism in Eukaryota, Viridiplantae, Streptophyta, Magnoliopsida, Rosales, Rosaceae. The record is from RefSeq and is a predicted model, not a curated record. Gene Ontology annotation, biological process: mitochondrial respiratory chain complex assembly. Gene Ontology annotation, cellular component: membrane; mitochondrial inner membrane peptidase complex. The transcript is spliced from 4 exons. Bases 600 to 1100 code for a protein of 166 amino acids. Gene Ontology annotation, molecular function: serine-type endopeptidase activity.
ACAAAACAUAAAUUAAUAACUAUUUUCUCAAUAACUUCUUGUUUUCCCGUAAUGAGUUUGUUUUGGUCUUUCAAAGUGUUAAAGACCCUACAGUGUUUUUCACUCUCGAUAUUGUAAACUUGUUGGGUAACAUGUAAAUUCCUUGAGCCUAAAGUCCAUUGGUAUCUGACCAAAACAAGAAAACGAGAAUCAAAUUUCUGGUACAUAGUUCGGAACCCAUAACAUCCUCCAUAGUUUACCUCUCAGAAUCACUCGUCCCAAUGUUUGCUUAAAACUCCAUUCUCCAUCCUCCAUAGUUUACCUCCCAGAAUCACUCGUCCCAAUCUGCCGUGUGUUUCUUACAACUCCAUUCUCCAACACUCACUUUAAAAGGCACCCAUUCUUUCUCCAUCAAUGAAUGUACACAAAGUGUUCGAUCAUAUGCCUCUGAGACAUUGAACACUGCUUUGCUCGCUUAAAUCCCCACUCACUACUACAACAUCCCAUUCCCACUCCAUUGUAUUUGUAGUCGUAUUUUGAUUGGUCAUUAGUUUGCUUCAAUCUGGGCAUUGCGAUACAGAUGCUUCUCUUCUGCUUUGGCAAUCUGCGGAAACCUCGAAAUGGCUACUCGGAAGGUUUUGUGGAAUUUCCCCAACAAGUUAUUCACGGUUGGGGUUGUGGGUCUCUGUAUUUCAGAUUCUGUUGCUAGUGUCGCUCCCGUACGGGGUUCCUCUAUGUCUCCUACAUUGAAUCCUGCAAAGACUAACUUAAUGGGCAUAUCAACUGAUGACUAUGUUUUGCUGGAGAAACUGUGUCUUAACCAUUACAAGUUUAAGCAUGGUGAUAUUGUAGUCUUCUGCUCACCAAGUAAUCACAAGGAGCGUCAUAUUAAGAGGAUAACCGGCUUACCUGGAGAUUGGAUUGGAAAUCGUAAGUCAUACGAUGUGGUGAAAGUUCCAGAGGGACAUUGCUGGGUUGAGGGAGACAAUUCAUCUUCUAGCAUGGAUUCAAGAACAUUUGGCACAAUUCCUCUGGGUUUAAUUCAAGGAAAGGUGACCCACAUUGUGUGGCCUCCUCAGAGAAUAGGUGCGGUUCAGAGAAGUACCGCAGGACACAUUUGAUCCUUGCGCAUCACUCCCGGAUACAAUUUAUUGCGGAAGAAAAAGUUUCUCUUAUUGUCGCCAUUUUGGCAUAGCAGCAUUCUUGAUUGCAUUGUUCUUUGUCAACAAUAUUCAAGUAAGCACCCUGCAAGUUCUUGAUCAGGCAUAAAAUCAAACACUGAUAUGAUCAACAGUAUGUCAUAGUUCUCGUUUUGGUUCUAUAUCUAGCUGUUUAGUAUUGAGUGUUGAUCAUCAAGCCGUAAAAACAUGUAUUUUAAACCAUCAACACAAGGAUACUCGACUAGUUAUUUGAGAUAUUGAUUCGCAAUUAACUCAUUGUUUCUGUC